GAUUCGCCGGUGGGCCGGAGCCGUAGAAAGCCGGGGAGGAUCCGUUGGCCACUGUGUCAACCCGUCUGAAUCCUGUCUCCAUUGAGGAAUACUGAAGCUUUUAACUGGAUGUUUUAUUUACUAAUCCGUAUCGCUUUUAUUUAACACCAAGGACAAUCGGAAAGACGAUUUUACUGCGGCAACACAGAUUGUAUCUUCACACCUGAGGCAUCAUCUCCAUUUAGUUCCCAGUGCCAUGCACUUUAUGCCAUUGCCAUGUGGAAGGUAACUUAAACUCCCAUCUUUAGCCCUUUUGCCUGUCCCAUGUGUGAGGACAGUGAUCCAAAGCACUACCUGUAUUCAACCCUGGACGGGCGUGAACGGAACCGGGGUAGGGUCGGCUUCCAGGUGGAGGAAGAGGAGCGCUCUCCCCGCGGCUCCAUUAGUCAGCUUCACCGCAUGGCCAGCAGUUACAACGAGGGUUGUAGCGGGCGGGAUGGGGUCGAACUGGAGGCCGAGUUAGGAUUGGCAUCUGAGGGAAGUGACAGCAGCCAUGAUCACCCAGCCUCGCCGGGCUCCCCACACGAUGACAGGAAGCGGCCACGCCCGCCCUUACAUGAGGAUGUAGAGAUGGGUGGCAGCGGCUCAAGCGGGAGUGGGACAGAAUCCCCUGGUAACGAGUCGCAUGGCAAUGAGUCCCAUGGCAAUGAAUCUGUGGGCAGCUCAAAUGGCAAUGGCAAGGAUUCCGCUCUCAUGGAGUCUUCAGGGAGCAACAAGAGCUCAAACUCUCACAGCCCCUCGCCGCCAAGCAGCUCCAACGCCUUCAGUCUGGUGAGCUCUGAGCAGGACAACCCUUCGACCAGCGGCUGUAGCAGUGAACAGUCAGCCAAAGCUAAGACACAGAAGGAGCUCUUCAAGACCCUGAAGGAGCUGAAGAUGCACUUGCCAUCAGAAAAGAGGAGCAAGGGCAAGUCCAGCACUAUCAACACGCUCAAAUAUGCGCUGCGAUGUGUCAAACAGGUGAAAGCUAAUGAGGAAUACUACCAGAUGCUGAUGAUUAAUGACAGUCAGCCACCAGGUUUCGAUGUAUCCUCCUACACCAUUGAGGAAAUCAACAGCAUCACCUCUGAAUACACGCUCAAAAACACUGAUAUAUUCGCUGUAGCCGUCUCACUCAUCACGGGGAAGAUUGUUUACAUUUCGGACCAGGCGGCGUCCAUCUUGAACUGCAAGAGGGAGGUGUUCAACAAUGCCAAGUUUGUGGAGUUCCUGACACCUCAGGAUGUCAGCGUGUUCUACAGCUUCACCACACCCUACCGCCUCCCUUCAUGGAGCAUGUGCACCGGAGCAGAGUCAUCUCCCACGGAGUGCAUGCAGGAGAAGUCCUUCUUUUGCCGCAUCAGUGGUGGUAAGGAACGCGAAGGGGAUCUGCAGUACUAUCCUUUCCGUAUGACUCCUUAUCUGAUGAAAGUCCAGGAUUCUGAGCUGGCUGAGGAACAGUUCUGCUGCCUCCUGCUGGCUGAGAGGGUGCACUCUGGAUAUGAAGCACCCAGAAUCCCUCCUGACAAGCGUAUCUUCACCACCACACACACACCUAACUGUGUGUUCCAGGAUGUGGACGAGAGGGCUGUUCCUCUGUUGGGUCACCUGCCUCAGGACCUGAUCGGGACUCCUGUACUACUCAAUCUGCACCCAAGUGAUCGACCCUUGAUGCUGGCUGUGCAUCGCAAGAUCCUGCAGUAUGCGGGUCAGCCGUUCGAUCACUCCUCAAUCCGUUUCUGUGCAAGAAACGGUGAGUACAUCACCGUCGACACAAGCUGGUCCAGUUUCGUCAACCCCUGGAGUCGCAAGGUGUCCUUUGUCAUUGGGAGGCACAAAGUCCGCAUGGGUCCUGUCAAUGAAGAUGUUUUUGCAGCACCAGCUUUCCAUGGAGGGAAAAUCAUGGACUCAGACAUCCAGGAAAUUAGUGAACAGAUCCACAGGCUGCUACUCCAACCAAUCCACAACAUGGGCUCCAGCGGUUAUGGCAGCCAUGGCAGCAAUGGUUCCCAUGAGCAGCUGAUGAGCAUCAGCUCAUCCAGCGAGAGCAAUGGGAAUGCAGGGAAGAUAGCAGAGGAGACAGGCAAGGCCAAGCCUACCAGGACAUUCCAGGAGAUUUGUAAAGGAGUCCACAUGUUGAAGAACCAGGACUCGCAGGUCUGCUUGCACUCCCCAUCCCCUUCGCCCUCACCGUCGCCUUCCAAGCCUGAGCAGAGGAAGACCAUUGACCCAGCAAUUCCAGCUCAGAAGAGUCCAGUGGUGCGUCUGAAGGACUCUGCGGCCCCCAUGCAGGUCAGAGACAGUACUGCAGCCAGCAUCGAGGACUUUCCCUGCAAAGACCAGACUGUCCCCUCCUACCAGCAGAUCAGCUGCCUUGACAGUGUCAUCAGGUACCUGGAAAGUUGUAACAUUCCCAUCACAGUGAAGAGGAAAUACCAGUUCUCCUCCAACACCACCUCCUCCAACUCAGAUGAUGACAGGAAGGGCACAGAGGAUGGCAUGCAAGUGCCUCAAGAUACAAACCCAGACCCCUUGAUGUUAGAUCCCCAGCCAGGCCUGUCAAACAUGAAAGAACCAAAGAAGCCUCCAUCUGGAGCAGCUGCCGUGGUGGGAGGCCCCCUGGCACCCCUCACCCUGCCCAGCAAGGCCGACAGUGUGGUGUCCAUCACCUCACAGUGCAGCUACAGCAGCACCAUUGUCCACGUGGGAGACAAGAAGCCUCAGCCAGAGUCCGAGAUUAUUGAGGACGUGGCUGAGAGUCCAGCACCCCCUGCUCUGCCUGUCAGUGUGGUGUCUCCACCCAGUCAGGAGAAGGAGGCCUACAAGCGUCUGGGAUUGACCAAACAGGUGCUGGCUGCACACACCCAGAAAGAAGAGCAGGCCUUCCUCACCCGCUGCCGUGAGCUUCUCAAUGCCAGGACCUUCCAGAAGGACUGUUCCACACAUCUAUCCAAGCAGAGAGGACCAGUCAAUGCUGAAGAAUCAUCUGGACCACGAGGUGCAGCCAAACAGGGCACCACCAGGCCCGAGACUACUGCCAAGAAAGGCAUACGCAACAGGAAGUCCAAGAAGCCACGGAUGAAGCAUCCUGACUCGUCAGACAGCGCUGUAUCAAACCGCAAACCCCGGCCCCCUCUCCAGGGUCUCAACCAAACUUCAUGGUCUCCAUCAGAAGCAUCUCAGUCAGCUUUUAACGUCUCCUAUCCAACCAUGGUGCCUGCUUACCCACUCUACCCCCCAGCACCUGCUGCCCCGGCUCAGGCCCCCCUCCCUGACCCCUCUCUUUCCACAGGCUUUGGAGAUGGACAAAGCACCCAAGCCCCACCGACUGCCACUCCGUUUCCUGCGCCCAUUGUUACACCUAUAGUGGCUCUGGUGCUACCCAAUUACCUUUUCUCCCAAAUAGGACAGUUAGGUCAAAUAGGGCAGCUGGGCACAGCUCCUAGACCACCAUUUUUCCCAGAGCAGACCCAUGCGCAGCCUGUAUACACUACUCAGCAGCCCUUUCAGCCCCCACAGCCAGCCUACACCAUGCAAACACACCCGCCCUACACCAGUCAACAGCCAUUUCCAGUACAGACUGCCUUUGCAACCCAGCAGCCAUUCCAAACGGCCCAGACCCCCUACACUACCCAGCAGCCCUUCCAGGCUGCUCAGACCCCCUACACUACCCAACAGCCUUUCCAGGCCCCUCAGGCUACCUACACUACUCAGCAGCCCUUUGCUGCCCAGUCGUCUUUCCCGGUGCAGACUCCGUUUGUGGCACAAGCCCCGUAUCCAGCUCAGCCCUUCCCUUACAGUCUAGCUGCCGAGCCCCCCAAAACCCUGGUCCGAGAGGGAGCAGCAUCACGCUCCUCGACCCCAGCCUCUGGAGCAAGGGACCCUGCCACGUCUCCGCCGCUGUUUGAGUCACGGUGCAGUUCGCCCCUGCAGCUCAAUUUGCUGAGCAUGGAGGAGGGACAACGCUCAGUGGAACGCCAGGAUAGCACAGCCACUCCUGCUGGAGGCCAGGGCAAUAGUACAGCAGCAGCAUCAGGGGCAACUGGAGCAGCAGGAGAGAAGAACAGAGGCACAGCCAAAACCGAAACUCACCAACAGGUGGAGUGUCCAGGAGAAGGGGCUCACAGCGACGGUAACUCCUCAUCCUGUGACUUGCUGGACAUCCUUUUGCAGGAGCAGGAAGACUCCCACUCUGGCACUGGGUCAGCCACCUCUGGCUCCAUGGGCUCAGGAUCAGGCUCAGGAUCAGGCUCUGGCUCAGGUUCAGGAUCAGGCUCAGGCUGUGGUACAUCAGCUAGUGGAGCCUCUGGUAGCAGAACAGGGAGCAGCAACACCAGCAAAUACUUUGGCAGUGUUGACUCCCUGGAACAUGACCCCAAGGCCAAGGCCAAAGUCAAAACAAGAGGUGAGGGAGGCUCUGAAGGCGGGCAGUCCCACACCAAGGUCUCAACCCAAGGGGAGGGAGAGCAUUUCAUCAAAUAUGUUCUCCAGGAGCCUCUCUGGCUGCUGAUGGCCAAUGCUGAUGACAAAAUCAUGAUGACAUAUCAAAUGCCAUCCAGGGACAUUCAGAAGGUUCUGCGAGAGGACAAGGAGAAGCUAAGACAGAUGCAGAAGAGCCAGCCUCACUUCUCCUCAGACCAGCGGCGAGAGCUCGUGGAGGAACACCCCUGGAUGAGGAGAGGUGGUCUACCAGCUGCUAUCAAUGUGAAGGAAUGUGUGUACUGUGAGGAUGUAGCAGCAGCCCCCAUUGAGGAGGACCUGCCAGAUAUGGAUAUGGGCGAGCUGGGUGAGGAGCUAACGCAAGAGAGCCAGAACACUCAGAGCCAAUCAGAGGAGUCUCAGCCUCAACCAGGCACUGGCUCCUGAACGUCCACAUGCAUCACCAGCAGGGGGACACACUCGACCAGCCAUGGACCCUCAUGACGCACACGAACACACAAUGUGGAUGUGGGACACACACAUACACACACACACACACACAGUCUGAACUCAGAACUCUGUGUUGGUAUUGUGGUGAAUAAGAGAAUGUGUGCCACUUGAGUUUUAACGUGUGUGUGUGUGUGUGCGUGCGUGCACACACAGAGGACUGCUCCUGCUGUGCAGUUUUUAUUGUGCACACAUGCACACACACAUUCUUACUGAAAUGAUUUGGACCCAGCAUGUGUGGUUGGUGACCUUUGGCCUCCCAGAUUUAUUUUCAUUUGUUUCCCUUCUGCUUUUCCGUCAGCUUUACAGCAACAUUGAGCAGCUGUUAUUCUAAAAAGGACAAAUGUAAUAGUGAAUGGACAUCUUAUAAAUAUAUUUAAUUUUUUAAAAAUAUGUAUAUUGACAAAAAAAAUGUAAUUAAACAAUUUAUAGAUUUUAUUAACAAAACGUUCAGCAUUGCUGGUAGAAUACUCUACCCCCAGACCUCAUGUUUGUUUUACAACUCCAUUCAAGUCUUUGAAACCCCAGAAUCCCAGAACCGAGUCCCAGUGAAAGGGUAGGGAUUCCCACUUUUGUACCAUGGAUGAAUUUUUAUCUGACCUAAUCAGGUCUGAGUAUUUGCAAUAUUCAGGCACACAGCAGGGUAGAACCUGACUCAACAGCCAGCAGAAAGCUGAUUUUAACUUUAUACAACAGUGACAAUCUGAUACUUAAUGCAAAAUAUUCAUUUAAACAAGUAUCUUAUUUAUUUUCCACCAGAGUAGUUUUUAUUUUUUUUGGGGGGGGGGGGGGGUCCAGAGGAUAUUUUGUGUCACUUUACUCUGAGCACUAAAAACUGAAAACUGACUAACCUCAAAGAGUUGUAGUCUUCUGCUCUGAACAAAGGGGCAUAUCGCAUAGUAAGAAGCUGCUUAAUGUAAAUAAAAAAAAUCUUCUGUUGAACACUCAACAUCAGAAAAUUAACGCAUGAUAAGCAGAUGUUGAAGGGAUGGCAAAUAAAAAGAUCUUUGGGAUUAGAAUUUAUUUUUUUGUUAUUGAUACAUUUUGUUUUCCCAGUUUUAUCCAUGCAGAUUGCAAAAUAUUGCAAAACUGUAUCAAUAUUCUUUUUCUGUCACUUUUGUUUUGCUCAACCACUUUUUAGAACAAACCAGUGGCAUCAAUAGUCUCCAUUACACCUUUUUCGAAGAUGUUGUCUUUGCUCAUUUUCUCCCAUAUCUGUUUUUCUGGAUUUAAAAGUACAAGCACACACUUCUUGAAGUGCUUUACCAAACCAAUACAUGUUUUUACAAUACUGGAAUAUUUCAGGAGCCACCAGGAAGUGUGCAGUUGUGUGUGUGCAGCAGAUCUCUUGAGUAGUUUAGAAAGCUUUUGGUCAAAGAGUUGUGUGAACCUGUUCUUAAAAGAAGUCCAUGUGGAGCUUCAGCUCUCUAUGAAAUAUAGAUUGUAAUGUUAUACAGCACUUGUAGCAUAAAAAAAGCAGACCAUGCUGCCUCAAUGACCUUGUGUUGAAAUAUUGGAUACACAAUGGUGACAUGCAUGGAUCAGCAAUCAUGCAAGCCCCUCGUCAUCUUACAUGAAGUAUUAAGGAAACUGUGAUCCACACUGGCUCCACUUAGUCGAGGUAAACAUGGUGGUAAACAUUAUUCUGGUGCUAAAGCAGAGAAACUGUUGGACUUGUCAAUGUACCAGAUUGGACCAAGAGCAUCUCACUGGCUUAUGUUGUCAUGAUUUUCUUUUAUGUUUCUUCUCAUUUCUUGUUCACUUGUCAGAUUUUUUUUAAUGCUCUAUUUUUCUAUUUUUGUCUCUUGAGUGUUGUAUUUUAUUUGUUGGAAAAAAAAGAGUAAGAGCUUUGAGUGUCGUUGGGGACAGACCCUACCUCUAAAAAAAAGAAAAUCCCAGGUCACGUUACUGUAUAAGGAGAGCACAGCAUGUGUACACAUGUGGGCAAAGCGCAAUGACCAUAGUGGGCAGACAUGUCGGUGAGUGAUGCGUUUGUACAGAGAGCCUCUGUCUCAGGCUGGCAGAGCUUUGUGGACCCUCUCUGUCUCUGUGAAUGAUUAAAUGCAAAGAUGACAGGCGUCUGUCACUACCUUUAGCAACUACCGUCUUUCUGUCUUUUGUCUCUUCUUUGCACAGAAUAGCUUGAGGGGGGCCCUCCAGUGCUCACCUGUGUAUAUACCAUUAAGAACGCAGCAGUGUUGUUCAUAUAUUUGGUAACUGAAAUAUGUAAAUAAGCUGGUCUGAAUGCUGAGAGUAAGCAUGUAGGGAGUCCGUUUUUAGAUGAAAUAAACACUGAUGGACGCACUCACUGAUGGACUGAUGGACGCAUUGGAAGCACUCUGAGCUGUAAUUGCGUACACAGAGUACUGGCAGGUGGUACCGUGUACGGUCAUGUAAAUUUAUUUCAUUGCCACUGUAUAAGUCUGUGGUAUAUUAAACUAGCACAGUUCAUCUGCAUUUUUGUAGGUAAGAAGACGUGUUUGAGACUUGUAAACAAUGUUGUAAUAAAACUACAGAACUAUA
Scatophagus argus is the source of this 7467-nucleotide messenger RNA. RefSeq names its product period circadian protein homolog 2-like. Gene Ontology annotation, molecular function: transcription corepressor binding; transcription cis-regulatory region binding. Gene Ontology annotation, biological process: circadian regulation of gene expression; negative regulation of transcription by RNA polymerase II; entrainment of circadian clock by photoperiod. The transcript has 22 exons. The record is from RefSeq and is a predicted model, not a curated record. Bases 304 to 4884 code for a protein of 1526 amino acids. Lineage: Eukaryota; Metazoa; Chordata; Actinopteri; Scatophagidae. Gene Ontology annotation, cellular component: nucleus; cytoplasm.